This is a messenger RNA of Talaromyces proteolyticus, 2901 nucleotides long. RefSeq lists its product as uncharacterized. The transcript has 3 exons. The coding region runs from base 1 to 2901 and encodes 966 amino acids. NCBI's taxonomy places the organism in Eukaryota, Fungi, Ascomycota, Eurotiomycetes, Eurotiales, Trichocomaceae. Gene Ontology annotation, molecular function: protein binding. The record is from RefSeq and is a predicted model, not a curated record.
AUGGGUAGUUUCGACAUCUUCUGCGCCAUCUGUGGCGCCACUGUGCGGUGGUUCGAUCAGGACAUGUUGUCGAACAAUGAAACUGAAGAGGAGCAAAAAUCUUUCAAGCUUCUAGAGCAUGAAGAAACGGCGUGGAUAAAUGAGUUUCGCUGUAUCAGCGAGAAUCCCAACUCACAAUCUGCCGACGACAAAGUAUAUGUGUCUGGACCGGCAAGCUAUUCGGAUUAUGGAAUUUGUGACGUGGAGGAAGACGAGAAUCUGGGACAAUUUGCAGGUUAUGGACAUCGUUACGAUAUUCAUGUAUAUGGAGGUACUGGAGACGAGGAUGAUCCACUAGCAUUCCCAUGCCACAACGCAUGUAACAAAAUACUUCGCAAGGUCAUCCGAUCCAUCUCCUUCGACAAUGAAAAAAUCGACAAGGAAGUUCUAUUCCUUGCGUUAAAAUCCUUCGUUGAAGGGGAACCUCCGUACGACCGGUGUUUGGGUCUUGUCGACUAUGGAGAGUGUAUGGAUGAAUUGCAACAACAGUAUUGGUAUAUACUUCCGGGUGUAGAGUAUUACAUGGUCAAUCCAGUCAAUAUUCCAGCCUUGGAGAGAUAUUACUCCAAUAUUCCAACGCUGUUAUCGUCUGAGCAUACCCCGCCUUCAGCCGAUACUGUUGAGACUAGAUUAUUACCAGGGGUAGUACACGACUAUUUUGCAGAGGUUCCAGUUAAAAUACUCCUGCACAUUCUACAGUAUCUCCCGAUAGACUCAGUCAAUGCUCUACGAACAGUGAGCUCAUAUGUGACUUCAGCAACCAGUUCAAGCAGCUUUUGGGAAAAGAGAUUGCGCCAGGAUAUGCCCUGGCUCUACGAUAUCCCAGAAGAGAACAAUAGCAACGGGCAAGGGGUCGACUGGGCGCAGGUAUGCCAGGAUCUCCACGAAAAGAGUCAUAACAACUGCGAAUCCAGAAUUCUCGGUCUUGUCAAUCGGAAAAGAAUAUGGAAGAUCUGCGACCUGUUCGCUGCAUCCUAUUUCAAUAUCAAAAAGGCCAAGGAUUAUGAAAAUAGUACAGCUGUCUUGAAAAAUGCUUUCUCAGGUCCUAUGGUACCUCUUGGCGAUCUUGGGAAAGUCAAAACCGAAACUUCAAAGCUUGCUUUGAUCAGUGACGUCAAUGAUGUUGGUGUCAAAAACCCAGUUCUGUCAAUAUAUUGGAGUCGGGAAGGGUUUCUGCUAGGUUUUGGUGUUACCCUAGACACAGCUACAACAGGCCAAAAAGCCAGUGGUGACAGCGACUACGUUGGAGCCAAAGGAAAAGCUGCGCGCACUGAUGAAGUGAAAAUUCCGCAGGGUGACUGGCUGACAGGGUUUAUGUUCAUGACACGUAUAGGACUGGAAGAUACGCAUGAAGAGAAAAAGAAUCCAGGUCGAUUUGUCAUUGGCAUUGAACUACUGUUUAACACUACUGAGUCAAUGCAUUUUGGAGCGAGUAACGGAAAUAAGAGACUCGUUCUAACUGAGCCAGGUGAGGUGAUUGUCGGGCUUCUAGUAGAAUGGACAGCUACCAGCGGGAUUCUAAAUCUUGCAUUACUCAAACACGAGAAACGAGUAUCUUUUCAGGAAAUCUACCCUUAUGCAGACUCCAGCUUGAAUCAAGUGCUCUGGAAGGAUGAUAUUCCACCACCAAUAUUGCAAAUGAGCCGGCUAAUGAACGAAGGCGGUUCAUGGGUUCCUGACGGUGAAUUUUGUCCUCACGAAGCCGUGAUUUUCGGUCGAGACGACGAGGAAUUAUCCACUAUUACCGGUAUUUCCGUCGACGUCCAAUUCGGGGUAUUGGAAAUUCAUUACUCUCAUGACCGCCCCUCAAAGUCAGUAGGCCCAAAACCAUGGGCCACCAAGACUUUUGCGAUUGAUGGCCCAGGAGGUGAGCGCAUUAUCGCAGCUUUCGUUGGUAAUAACAUUCAGCUCGGUUUUCGACUUGUUACAAAUCGCAACAGACAGCUGACCUACGGAUUGAAUCUAUAUCCUACAAGACAAGAUAGCCUGAAUGCGAGAGAGACGGGUAUUUUCUGUGGCUUGUCUUGCAGCUGGAGCAUGAACGAUUCUGAUCAGCCACGACUGGACGCAGUGGCAACACUGUCACUUCCUAAGCCCUCCCAUCGUGAAUAUCAUGAUGGACUAGAUAUCUUUGGACUACAAGACCAGAACAAGCUGUGGUGGGAACCAGAUGCGCCUCCACCAACAUGGAAGGAAUCAGGUAGCAUAUACGGCUCACAGUUAAGAAAAUUAAGCGACGGCUAUCAGUACCACAUAGCGAGUACAGAGCCCGUAACCACCGACGGCAAUGUCGUGAGCUGGUUCGAUCUGAGACGCCCUGUGGAUGAGAUCAAGGUGACCUUUACACAUGGCCAUUCAUGGAUUAGAAAACGGGUUUCUCUUAUUAGCAUCAUUCUACAGUAUACUGAUGGGAGCCAAGCGAGCAGUGGGCCGACCCAGUUUUUUAUUGACUCCGAGGAUGCGGACGAGGAGAAUGAGAUUCCCUGGAUUUGGUACCAUCAGGGUUUCAAAGGCACUGACGAGGAGGAUCGCGUGGAAUCCCCAUUCUACCGACACGACUCUUUUACAGCUGGAGGAGAUUUCAUUGCUUGUGUACGUAUAUGGGCUAAACAAUUUUUGAGAGGCUUCCAAUUUUUGACUUGUUCUGGGCUUGAGGGUCCGAAAUGGGGGAUCUGUGAGGGCGAUGCAGCGACAACGAUCCGUUUCACCCGUGGUGGUAAUGGGGCUAGCGAACAGGAUGAUGGAGAGCAGCGGGCUGUUGGGCUCAAAGUAUUCACUGGCGUCGAUCGACAACAGUUUUCGUAUAGAAGAAGCCAUUCUAGUCGAAUUAUUACUGGGUUUCAGGCGUUAGUAGUAGAGUGA